Messenger RNA from Rhopalosiphum maidis (corn leaf aphid), 575 nucleotides. RefSeq lists its product as uncharacterized. Gene Ontology annotation, molecular function: ion channel inhibitor activity. Gene Ontology annotation, cellular component: extracellular region. The coding region runs from base 74 to 448 and encodes 124 amino acids. NCBI's taxonomy places the organism in Eukaryota, Metazoa, Arthropoda, Insecta, Hemiptera, Aphididae. The record is from RefSeq and is a predicted model, not a curated record. The transcript has 4 exons.
AUCCAUUUAGUAUACUUCGUACUGUUACGUCCCUCGUUUUACGUCGUCUAUACACUCCUAAAAAAAAUUAAAAAUGAAGUUCUUCAUUACCAUUUUUAUGGUUUUCCAUAUAUCUUUCAUUGUGCUGCAAAUGAAGUCAACUGCAUCGCCUCUAGAUAACUACUCCGAUAAAGAUUCGUAUGAAGAAAAUGAAGUUGCACUAUUUACAGACAUUGAAGAUUACAUGAAUAAGGAUAUGGAAGACGAAGGAUUGGUAUUAGCUUUUCCUGAUAUACAAAAACGGAAACCGUCAACUCAUAAAAUAUUUCGUAGAUAUUGUGUACCAAGAGGAGGAAACUGCGAUCACAGACGCAAGUACUGCUGUAACAGUAGUUCAUGUCGUUGCAAUCUUUGGGGAGCGAAUUGCAAAUGUCAAAGAAUGGGAAUCUUUCAGAGGUGGGGAAAGUAAAUAAGUUAGAAUUCUUAUGAUUAAUUUAAAAAUUGUUUCGAGAUUAACUCAUUCUGCCAAAACAAAGAAUGUCUUUUUGCUUCGAUUUUAACGGUGUAAUAAAUACAUUAAUUAUAUUUGUUUGUCA